Molecule: messenger RNA, 3293 nt
Organism: Mercenaria mercenaria
Lineage: Eukaryota; Metazoa; Mollusca; Bivalvia; Venerida; Veneridae
Exons: 4
Coding region: 1064-2305 (413 amino acids)
Cellular component (GO): membrane
Source: RefSeq, a predicted model, not a curated record
UCCGUAUAUGUAAAAGCUUAAUAAAUAGAUCUGUAGAUUGAAACGGGUCAUAAAGCAUUGAUUAGACAAACUUCAGGCGGAAAAAACAAUGCAAGGAUUGUAUCUCAUAUGUCUUCGUGUGAAUUAUUGCUGAUUGGGUUUCUUAAAACUAUUUUGAAUAUUGUAAUUUUUUCUCGACAUAAUGGACAAGUUUGAAGGAUUGUCAACGGGAAGAUCGUAUUUUUGAGCAAGCAGGACUACAAAAAAAAAAAAAUAUGAGUAAGGAUACACAGCAGUGAAAAGGUUGUUCAUAGUGAAUUACUAAAAAUGUGCAAAAAUAAGCAAUGCUUGUUAUAACGGACAGGAAAGUCAAAUAUUAAAACCGUUUUUAAAUGUGGCGAAUGCCAUUUUUAAUUACUAGAAAUGCUGGACAUCUUUAGCUGAGCUGAAGACCUUUAAAAGGGUUUUACAAUGUGAAGAACGACAUCACGAGCGUGUAAUGAUUUCUAUGAUCAAAGAGCGGUAAAGAAAUUUACUUUACUAAUUAAUCUUUCAAUUACUUCGCAAAUUAACAUUAAGAUCAUUAAAAAUAAAUGUGUUUUCUUACAUUAUUACUUGCAUAUAUGUAAGAUGUCAGCCUGCGGUAGAUUCUUUUGAAAUUCACGCAAUCAACGGAUUUAAUUUUGAUCUUCUGAUUACAAGAAAGUCUAUCGAUUAUCUAUGACAGUUCUGAAAAUACAGUUGACAAUCGAAAAUAAAUGUGACAUUUCUUGUACAAAUAUAAAUUGCGUAUCAGUUACAUGAGAUAAAAAAUUAAUGGGACAUUUAUAGUAAAAUGUAUGCAGGAAAAAAAUACUAGACUAUCUGCAAGAUUGAAUGUGAAUGUGACUUUUGCUGUAUAUAUUUCUUGGACAAUAUUAUGAGAUAUUGAAAGUGGUAAAUAAUUUUAUACGCAAUCAUGUGACCAAAAAUAUACGUGACAUUUGAUGUUGAUAUAUGGAUAUUAUAUGACUAGACUUUAAUGUGACACAUACUAGACUAUGCUAAUGUGACAUAUGUUAUACUAUGUGGUCAGAUAGUGACAAUGGUAAAAUGUUGCGGAAUUGUUUCUUGUCGGAGACUUCAGUGUUCAGAUUUCGACUUGACACAUGAGGAGCCUUCAUUAUUUGUAAAGUCGCAGUUACCUAUCCGUUGGGGCCACUGGGUUGCGAUCGUUUGGAAUACAGUUUGGUUUGUAUACUUCACAGUCAUCUUGUUUGUGGAUAUUUUCUAUUAUACUUCGGAAAGCAGAAACCUUUGGAUUAUCUUCCUAUCAAACUGGUCGUUCUUACUCGCCAUAUGUACGACACUGGCGGAAACAGUCGUCAGGAUGUAUCUUGUCAAAUCGUUGGAUGGUCCUGAUAAAGAGGGUACACAAGAAAUGAUCUGGCUGCAGAAAAUCCAGUGGAUUCUCUACAAUACCAACAACAUAGUAUCGGUUUCCAUGACAAUAGUUUACUUCAGUAUGUUUGAAAUUGAUAUAUCUUUAUCAAGUGUGAGCAAACACGUGCUGACAACAUUCUACGUGAUCUUGAAUACCUCAGUUGUGUCUUCAAUUCCAGUGAAAAUACUUCACUUCUACCAACCAGCCGUAUUCUUCAUUUUCUACGCAAUAUUCAUAUCCAUUUAUCAAAAUGUAACAUCUCAUGACGGGAUAUUUUUAGUACUGGACUGGAACAAGCCUAGAAAUACUGCCAUUUUGUUAUCAUGCAUGGUUUUCGUGGGUCCUCCAAUGUUACACUUUUUGUUCUAUUGUGCGUUUCAUAUACGGAUACAUUUAUUUAAAAAGUGUUCAAAUUCGGAUAGCUCAUUACCUCUGACAUCUGCCAUGCAAAGGGACAUAACUGCUACAGAUGUAAUACUAGAAGAGCCCGGAAGUCCCGAAUUUAUCGAUAUUAAACCAGAUAUAAAAGACGACAUAGCUGUCAAAUCCACUUCAAGUGCUAAUGGUGACGCAUUUAACCGUUAUAACGGGCGAAUGUACAGGAGUGAGACUGAUCUAAGAGAUUAUAGAUUAAAGAACGGUCUUUACUGUGAAUUUGCUAAAUCUAGUCUUAUACUACAUUCUAGUACUAAAUCAACUAAUGAUAUUUUUAGUGACGACACCGAUGUCGAUAGUAUUGGAACUAAAACAUCGCAACACAGAGGGAGUCAAAUUAUAGUGGUAAAAAGGUGUAAAACUUGUGAAAAUGAAGAAGAUGAGGAAAGUGACUCUAAUUGUGAUUCAAGUGCUUCCUCGGAUUAUCUUAGCCAAUACAUUUCCGAAGAUAUUUUAGCUUAUUUAUGACAGACUGAUAUUCUAACAUAUAUUUGCUAAUAAAAUUGUAAUGUUUUUAUUUGCUUUGACCUGUGUUAUGUUUUCCUACCUCAAGGAAAUAAUACCUUUAACAUCUAUGCCUAGAUAUCUGUAGCUGAAUGAGUGGAAAGAGAUGACCUGUUUUUACGUGCAUCAUACAUGUGAUAUAUUGUGUGCUAAGCGUCAAGAAAGUUUUUGCAUAUAACCAAAAAAUAAGUGAGCAUGCAAUAUUAGGUCUAGGUAACAUUGUUAAUUAUUUCUGCUCAUUACCAUCUACUUCCAUGUCAAGUUUAAUCAAAUACCGUUUAAUAGUUUUAAGUUCUCACAAAAGAGGUGAUAAACCACCCAACAUAUGUCCCUGAUGGAGUCCUUGUGCCUGUGCCUGUGUUUUCAGGGUUUUUUUUCGGCCGUUUUUAUAGCCGUUAUUGGGCUAUAUUCCCAAUGCCAAAAAGUAUGUAUUUUCCCCAAAAUUAGUGCAAAAAUUCCCAAUCUACAUUCUGAAAAAAAUUUCAUCAAAAUUGCACAUUGACCAAAUUAUGGACAAUUUUGUAAUGGUAGUAUAUCUUAAAGAGAUUGUACAAUGUGAAACAAGUGUAUGAGAAAGUACUUAAACACAUCCUUACUAUAUCCAAUGGGACUAAAUAUUUCCCAAUUUGGAACAUUUGCGCGUCAAAAUUCCCAAUAUUGGGGGUAUAGGCUAUGUUCCCAAAACAGGAAGAAAAAACCCUGGUUUUACACUUAUUCUCAUUGCUGUAAGCUGAAUUUCAUCCACUUUCCGUCAGUAAAUUAAGAAUGUUGUCCAGAUAGAUAUUUGGUUCAAAUGGGGAGAUUAUUUAUCAUUAGCAGGACAGCUUGCAUUCUGCACUUCCUCUGAUUAUCGUAGAUUUUUCAAUAUUCUAAGGUUAAUUAAUUCCCUCUCGUAGUGUCAAAGUUAUUGUCUGCACAAUAAAGAUUAAAUAAAAUGAAAAUCAAUCAUUAA